UGACGUUGAUAUCCGGCAUUCCACAAGAAAAUCAGAAGAAAGCCAGCUUUGGGCACGCGUUGGUGUGAGAUGAUCUCACUCGUACCGGACGGAUUAGAUUAGAAAUUCUGGUCCAUUUAAUAACGUCACGCUUAUAUUAACACCGCCAGCCGUUGAUCUCGUUGGAUCAUGAAACACUGACCACAUGUUGACAAGAUCGGACGGACCAGAGGCAGCUUUUGAGGGACUCUUGAUCUGGCUAAGUGGACUGAGUGAUCGGUUAAAGCGAAUCUCAUAUUUGACUCAUCUUUAAUACAGUGACUUCACCAGAUCAAAGCGUUUCUGCCUUCACCAACGUCUCCAGCAUCUACAGUGAAGGAUGAAUCACCUGUCUUUGAGUGAGCUAUGUUGCCUUUUCUGCUGUCCACCGUGCCCGAGCAGAAUAGCGUCCAAGCUGGCCUUCCUUCCACCGGAGCCCACUUACACCAUGAUGUGCGAUGAAAGCGGCAGCCACUGGACUCUCCAUCUUUCUGAGCGUGCAGAUUGGCAGUACUCUGCCCGGGAGAAGGACGCCAUUGAGUGCUUCAUGACCCGGACAUCUAGAGGGAACCGAAUCGCUUGUAUGUUUGUGCGAUGUUCUCCAAACGCUCGCUACACCUUGUUGUUUUCCCACGGUAACGCUGUAGACUUGGGUCAGAUGAGUAGCUUCUACAUCGGCCUUGGCUCCCGCAUCAACUGUAACGUGUUCUCCUAUGACUACUCGGGUUACGGGGCAAGCUCAGGGAAGCCUUCGGAGAAGAAUUUGUAUGCUGAUGUGGAUGCUGCAUGGCACGCACUACGAACAAGGUACGGGAUCAGGCCAGAGAAUGUGAUCAUAUAUGGCCAGAGCAUUGGUACAGUCCCUUCGGUGGAUCUGGCCUCUCGGUACGAGAGCGCUGCCGUCAUCCUCCACUCCCCUCUGACCUCAGGCAUGCGGGUGGCUUUUCCUGACACCAAGAAGACGUACUGCUUCGACGCAUUCCCCAACAUUGAUAAAAUCUCUAAAGUCACCUCUCCGGUGCUGGUGAUCCAUGGUACGGAGGACGAGGUGAUUGAUUUUUCCCAUGGACUGGCCCUUUACGAGCGCUGCCAACGGCCCGUGGAGCCGCUGUGGGUGGAGGGUGCGGGACACAAUGACGUAGAGCUGUAUGGACAGUACCUGGAGCGCUUGAAACAGUUUGUGGCUCACGAACUUGUAAACUUAUAGAUGGACCUCAAGAUCAGGACUCACCAUACUUGAUGAACAUGCCCCUGGUGCCCAGCAGGUGACUGUGAACAUGACAACGGUUUUCUCACCUGUGCUUUUACUGCCUUUCUUUGGGGUGUGUUUGUGUAACUGUACUUCUACCGGUGUGAGCGGAGGAGUCGGAUGUUUCGGUUACUAAAGAAUCAAGCCCAUCCAUAAAUCCAGGUUUUGUUUUGCUGUCUGCAUGUAAUCAUGUACACAAUAGAGUACUGUACACAUGCAGCAUUCUGACACAAAUAAUUAAUUGCCAUACAGGUGAUGCCAAAUAAUAUAUUAAACUCUGAUACAUUACUUUGUAUGUACAUGUUUCUAAAACAUAGCUGCAAUGUGUUCAAUUUAUAUGAAGUUUCAGUAUGUUUUUUUUUUUUUUUUUUUUUUUUCUCCAUGUACUCGCACUUGUCUGUGUUUUGCCCUUAAGUGUAUUCGCUGUCCUAGACCUUUAAAACAAUGCUGGACAAUAUGACAGUAAUAUCUGUUUUAACUUUCAAAUAAACAAAUAAAGAGACACGUGUGUGGCUUACAAUAGCCCAAAGCAACACACACCUGCCCAAACAGCAUUAGUGAUAUUAGUAACAAUCCAGUUAUCUACUUUUGCACUUUUUUUAAUGGAAAUAAUCCAUUAGACCUCUUGGUUACACACACUGAACUUAACACUUGAUUCUGUUUGGAGUCAUUGAUUUGACUUUUAUUCAAAUGUACACAACUUUUAUAGUUGUUGUUUUGCGCCAUGAUAAGGCUGUUACUUUGGACACUGCUGCUGAAUUUAGGCAGUGACAUUACGUUUCUCUUUAGAGAAGCACUGGACGCGGUGAUAAGAGUUUGGAAGGAUGUGAUUUAAUGUCUGUACAUGGAAAUUGAACAAUGCUCUAAAGUAGAUCUUAUUCUCAAAUGUAAAAGAGGACUGUAACCCUGUUCCACUUUGUAAAUAACCUUCGUUUUUUUUAAUUUUCUGAAUGACUGUACUAUAAAACUAGUGAUAAUGUUAUUACCAAUGUAAAUUGAUUUAUUAUUAUAUUAUGUAUGGCACAGAAUUGAUUUCAACUGGUCAGACUGAAGCACCAACUGACAUGCUUCAAUUUUUCCAGACGUGUUGUUUUUCUGUUUUUGUAAGCACCAGUUGUAAAAGAAAAUUGCUAUACUGUAUGUAAUUAUGAUCUUGAAUAGUUAUAAUACAAAAUUGGAAGUAAACAUGUAUUUCAGAGACUAAAGAGCUAAAAGAAAUAAAAUCAAGUUGUGGUA
This is a messenger RNA of Cyprinus carpio (common carp), 2503 nucleotides long. It is a transcript of the gene abhd17b, whose product is annotated as abhydrolase domain containing 17B, depalmitoylase. The record is from RefSeq and is a predicted model, not a curated record. Gene Ontology annotation, biological process: protein depalmitoylation. Gene Ontology annotation, molecular function: palmitoyl-(protein) hydrolase activity. Lineage: Eukaryota; Metazoa; Chordata; Actinopteri; Cypriniformes; Cyprinidae. Gene Ontology annotation, cellular component: plasma membrane; endosome membrane.